Messenger RNA from Closterium sp. Yama58-4, 2046 nucleotides. The record is from the annotation of a GenBank genome assembly. NCBI's taxonomy places the organism in Eukaryota, Viridiplantae, Streptophyta, Zygnematophyceae, Desmidiales, Closteriaceae.
AUGACAGUGACGGAGGUGACGAUGACGGUGACGGUGACGGAGGUGACAUUGACGGAGGUGACGGCGAGAGUGAAGGCGCUGACCGCGACGAUGUGGGCGGAUGGUUGUCGGGGCGGCACUCACAGCAGCGUGCGCGUGGCGGCGACGAGGGGGGGACGCGAGGGCGGUCGCCAAGGGGCGCGCGGCGGGAAUUGCAGGGGGAGCGGAAGCGGGAGGGGAGGUGGGAAGCGUCCCAGGGAAGGGAGUUGGCGGAGGAACGAGGAGGUUCAGUGGGCGGAGAGGAACGAGGAGGUUCAGUGGGCGGAGAGGAACGAGGAGGUUCAGUGGGCGGAGAGGAACGAGGAGGUUCAGCUGGCGGAUGGGCAAGGCAGUGAGGGGGGCGGUGGCAGGUACGAGGACGGCAGCAGCGAUGGGCGUGAGCGCAUGCACGUGGGCGCGCGUGGCGGCAUGGCGGGCCCUGGGGUGUGGGUGGACGGAGUUAAACGGCACACGCGGCCGGCAGGGGACAGAUGCUGGAGCAAAUGGGAGAUGCACAUGUAUGUCACGCGUCCCGACCGCCAGCUGCCGCCAUCAAUGGCGUUGAGGCGGCGUCUGUCGGAGUACCGUCGGAUGCACCGCCGCUGCACGCAGAUCCACGACUGGCUCGCCUUCUACCGCAGCCCGUACAUGGGGUGGAAGGAUGGCGUUGAUGGGCUGGGGAAUUGCAAGUAUCUCUUCUUCAUGCCGCCCGCCUACCAUGGCAUGGGCAACCGCAUAAUGGCGCUCAUCUCGGCCUUCGCCUAUGCACUGCUGACGAACCGCGCGCUCAUCAUCCCGCCCGACUCCUUCCUCUUCCGCUUCUUCUGUGAACCCUUCCCCGGCUCCUCCUGGACCAUCCCCCUCGACGCCUACAACUCCAAGGCAGACACGUGGGGCAUGUUCUGUGAGGCGGAGCAGCAGGAAAUGGCGAUGGCGCGCUUCGCCACGCUCUACACCGACUACUUCCUCGUGCCGCACUUCUACCUCGUGCCCUCGCUGCAGGUGCAGCUCGAAACUCUCUUUCCCGAUCGACGAGUCUUCACCCACCUUUCCAGAUACCUGCUGCACCCCGCCAACUACCUGUGGGAUCGCAUCACUCGUCUCUACCACGGGCACCUCGCCCACCACUCCCUCACCGUGGGGCUGCAGAUCCGGGCAUUCGAGGAGACAGAGGAGGAUCUGAUGGUGAAUGUCUUUGAGUGUGCCACCAACAUCGCCAGAGUGCUGCCACCUGUCAUGCCCACCGACCAAUGGCGCCAUACCGCUGCCUCUGUGACGGAGGAGGCGCUGCGGGGCGUGCGGGGGCGCAGCAUCGGCGCGCUGGUGGUGUCGCUGAACCCCUCCCACGGCGCCAAGCUGCGCGACCGCUACAUGCUGGGCAAGCCACUGGACGGCAGCACUGUCUCUGUCUUCAGUGUGAGCGGCGAGGGUCAAGAGAAGCAGGAGGACGAGUUGCAGUAUGAGCUCGCUGUCACUGAGAUGUGGCUCCUCGCCUUCUGCGACGUGUUGCUAGUGACGGACACAUCCACAUUCGGCUACGUGGCGGCGGGGGUGGCGGGGGUGACGCCCUACACCAUGAACGUCGCCAAGUGGAAGCACAGCGACUGGCGCAGCAACGGCCGCCUCGCCUGCAUGCUCGGCUCCUCCGAGCCGUGCUACGUGCACCCCGUGCAGGAGCGCCUUCUGUGUCCCGGGGAGCCAGAGAAGCGGCCGCUGGAGAACAUACCGCAGACGCGGGCGUGCCACGCCACGGGCGUGGGGCUCACCACCAACCUGCCGCCGCUGCCGCUGCCGCUGCCCUCGCAGCACAACGGCUGGGCUGCCCUCACACAACAACCUCAACCACGUGCCUCUCAUGGGGCUGUGGCUGCUGCCGGUGGUUCUGCUGCUGGCAUGGGUGGAGGGUCAGCAACAGCAGGGUGGGGAGGGCGAGAGGGGGAAGGGCGGGGUGAGCGGCGGGGAGGGGAGCAGAGAGCAGGGGGGGCAGCGGGUGGUGACUCCUAUAUUGUGGAUGAAGAGCAGGUGUGA